Molecule: messenger RNA, 2650 nt
Organism: Penaeus indicus
Lineage: Eukaryota; Metazoa; Arthropoda; Malacostraca; Decapoda; Penaeidae
Product: organic cation transporter protein-like
Exons: 13
Coding region: 810-2603 (597 amino acids)
Biological process (GO): transmembrane transport
Cellular component (GO): membrane
Molecular function (GO): transmembrane transporter activity
Source: RefSeq, a predicted model, not a curated record
UGCCAGUCCCCCUCCCUCACACACCCUCGCUCAGUCAACCUGCUGUUCUCUGCUGUUCUGGCAAUUGAUUAUCAUGCUGUUGUGAAUCAGAGAGAUGUUGCACAACGCCCUAACCAUCGUGAACACGGAUAGAGGGUUUCUGUAGCGUAUCGCCAAGUCUGAGUGUCAGUGAAGUGCCAGUGACGUGUCGUUGCAGACUAAAGGGGUAAGGGAACCGAUACGUACAGUACAUUACCGCAGCAAGUACGCGAACCUAGUGGAAUGUGAAGCGACCUGCUGUAGUCACAUGCUGAGCCCCCGGUGUUUCGCGUGUGAUUUCGCCCUGUUAUUGCCUGCCAAAGCAAUACACUGCCAAUGAAGAGAAAGAAAAAGAAGAAAAAAAUACAGGAAUAUUGGACUACCCCCCCCUAACCCCGUCCACCCUCCCCGACGACAGACCAAUAUCCGUGUCAAGAAGCGGUCUCAUUUGUGCGUGUCAAAAAAAAAGAAAAUAAAAUAAAGAGAGAACAAAAAAUACUUUCCGAAAUUACCACGAGAAAUGUAAAUAGAAAAUCCAAAAUGCUUAACCACAUCACCAAGAAUAUCGCCCCAACCUUCUUCCUCGAUGCAUACUUCUCCGAAUGUAAUCCAGUGACAAUGGAAUACGGAACUUGAAGAAAGGAGAAAAAAAAGACAUUUUCCCAGAAAAGAGACGAAAAUAAUAGAUAAGCAUACGAAUAUAAAAAGAAAGGAAAACAGCGGAAAGCUCAGGUCGACAACUGGAUAAUUAGCAACACGUGACGAAGUGCAACACGUGAUCGAGUGCAGUGAUGACAACAAGCUUUGAAGACGUGUUGGCGAAGCUGGAAUCGGGGCCCUGGAAUUGGCUGAUAUUUCUGCUCUGUUCCUUAUGGGGUCUCUUCGGUGGCAUGCAGACGGUGGCUACGGCAUUCCUCAGUCCCGUGACAGACCACUGGUGUCAUAUCCCUGAACUUCAUGCCGCCAACUGGACUAAGGAGCAGAUAUGGAAUUAUUCAUUACCGAUGACGACGCUGGGAGGCGAAGCUCACCAUGCCCAGUGUGAGAUGUACGUGAGGGAAUACAGCCUCGUGACUAAGCUGACUUGGGACGAAGCUUUACUUUCUCUUCCUGAAGGCGAGGGAGAGAGCGAGCUUCAGCGGCGGCCUUGCGUCAGCUGGGAUUAUGAUACUGAAGUCUUCAACACUACGCUUAUUUCGGAGUGGGACUUGGUGUGCGGGAAAGAAGGACUCAAGUCGCUGAUCCAGAGCAUCUUCAUGGUGGGCGUGUUCUUUGGAGCCCCGCUGGGAGGGUACUUCGCUGACAGAUAUGGCAGGAAGAAGCUCAUGACAGGAUCUCUGUGGGUGUUCAUCCUGGUCUCCAUCACAGGUUCCUUCUCGCCAUACUACCAGCUUUUCCUACUCUGCCGUUUCCUCAUAGCCUUCACGGGGAACAUCGUCUACCAGACUUCCUACAUCAUCGCGGUGGAGUCCUGCACAGCCCGGCAGAGAGGCGUCGUGGGGAUCCUGUUUUCGGUGCCUUUUGCUUUAGGAGUCAUGGCACUUCCUGUUGUUGCUUUCCACGUCCGGCAGUGGCGCUUGCUACACCUUGCAAUGUCGGUGCCUGUGAUUGUGCUCAUCACCAAUACCAUCUUGCUACCGGAGUCUCCCAGGUGGCUCGUUCAGGCCGGCAGAUGGAGUGAAGCGGAGAAGGAACUGCAGAGGGCGGCCAGGUGGAACGGGAGGAAGCCCUUCGACUCCAGCUGGCUUCUUGCGACUCUUAAGGAAAUGCAGACAGAAGAAAUCCCAAAAGACGAGGCCCCGGAGCCAGACGGCCCCUCCCCCCCCGCCUCCUCCUCUCUGACCGACACGUGCAAGGGCGCCCUGCGAGGCCUGAUGGUGUUCCUGAGGACGCCCGUGUUACGAAGGAUCUCCCUCGUUAUGUACUUCGACUGGCUGGUGUGCACGAUGGUUUACUACGGGAUCUCUCUCAAUUCGGCCAACUUUAGCGCCGACCCGUUCCUGUACAUGUUCCUGGCAGGUCUCAUGGAGCUCCCUUCGUACACGCUGACCAUCCCCUUCGUCGUGAAAUUCGGGAGGAAGGCCCCCCUCGUCGCCUUCUUCGUCCUGUGUGCUGUGGGGACGCUGGUGCUCAUGGUGUUGCCUGGAGGUCGUGACACAUGGUGGUUCCUGUCGGUCGUCAUGGCGAGCAAGUUCUGCAUCACCUCCGCCUACCAGGUCAUCUACCUCUACUGCAGCGAGUUGUAUCCGACGUGUCUUCGGACCCGAGGCCUGGGCGUCACUUCGAUGGUUGGCCGCACGGGGGCAAUAAUAUCACCCUUCAUCACGGACAUGUUGGGCGUGUACCACUGGGCCAUCCCGAGCACCAUCUUCGGCGCCCUGAGUCUCGUCGCCGCCUUCCUCACCUGCCUUCUGCCGGAGACCAACAACCGCCCUCUGCCCGACACCAUAGCAGAUGUGGAGGCGUUUCCGCUCUCUCAUGCGAGCAACAGGCGCCCAAAUGCUCAUCCAGCCUCAGCAUCCACGGGAGAGGAGGAUGCUGAAGAACCUUGCAUCUCGCCCACCAGCGCCACAUCAUCUGUCUGAAUGUCUUUCAUUUGUCAUCUGUUUAAUAAAUUUUACGAAGAACUAAA